Messenger RNA from Dothidotthia symphoricarpi CBS 119687, 1189 nucleotides. RefSeq names its product ribosome biogenesis protein-like protein RPF2. The coding region runs from base 34 to 1002 and encodes 322 amino acids. The record is from RefSeq and is a predicted model, not a curated record. The transcript has 3 exons. NCBI's taxonomy places the organism in Eukaryota, Fungi, Ascomycota, Dothideomycetes, Pleosporales, Dothidotthiaceae. Gene Ontology annotation, biological process: ribosomal large subunit assembly; maturation of LSU-rRNA from tricistronic rRNA transcript (SSU-rRNA, 5.8S rRNA, LSU-rRNA). Gene Ontology annotation, cellular component: nucleolus. Gene Ontology annotation, molecular function: rRNA binding.
UCGACAUCGCAUUCACCUCCGACCAGCAGCAUCAUGUUGAAGACAGUAAAACCCAAGAAUGCUCGCGCCAAGCGCGCAAUGGAGAAGCGCGAGCCGCAGCAGACUGAGAACCCAAAGACGACCCUCUUCGUCACCGGCCAGAGGACGUCGCAGAUUCUCAAACUCGCCAUCGCGGACCUGAGCACCCUCAAGCGACCCUUUGUCGAGAAGUUCACAAAGAAGAACGACAUCCAUCCCUUCGACGAUGCCUCUUCCUUCGAGUUCUUCUCUCUGAAGAACGAUACCUCGCUCAUCGCCUUCUCCCUGCACUCGAAAAAGCGCCCGCAUUGCCUGACCCUCGCGCGUACCUUCUCCCACAAGAUGCUCGACAUGCUCGAACUCUACAUCAACCCCGACACCUUCCGUAACCUGCAACAGUUCAAGAACAAGAAGCCCUCGAUCGGUUUGAAGCCUCUUGUCGCUUUCCACGGCACUGUCUUCGAGGACCCAAAUCAGACCAAGUACACGCUGGCCAAGAGUCUGCUUCUGGAUAUGCUCCGUGGCCAGGACACCGAUGAAGUCGACGUCGAAGGUCUCCAAUAUCUCAUCAGUAUCAGCGCCCAAGAACCGACCGACGCUAUUCCAACUCCAGAGAUCAAACUCCGCUGCUAUCUCCUCCGCACAAAACGCUCAGGACAAAAGCUCCCACGCAUCGAAGUCGAAGAGAUGGGCCCCAGGAUCGAUUUCAGGCUCGGCCGCGAGCAGUUCCCCGAUCCCGAUGUCUUGAAGGAAGCCCUCAAGAAGCCCAGAGGCAUGGAGACUAGGACGAAGAAGAACAUCGAUACAGACAACAUGGGUGAUAAGACGGGCAGGAUCCACGUCGGUAAGCAGGAUCUCGGCAACAUGCAGACGAGGAAGAUGAAGGGUCUCAAGAGGGCACGGGGUGAGAGGGAUGAUGAGGAGGUUGGUGUAGAGGAUGUCGAGGGGGAUAACGAGGCAACGCUGAAGAAGAUCAAGGUUUAGCGCAAAGCCGGGAGGUUGAGAUGAGACUGAGCGAGACGAAAACUUGCAUGGGCGGCGUUAAGGCAUCUUGGGAGUUAGUUGGGUCUAUACCACUUCGCAGGCAAAAGGGCGUCUGAAAAGCGCUUGACAAUAACGAUGUUUGUUGUAUCUACACCCUACAUGCGAUCUCGUGAUUUCCAAGACAUGC